Lymnaea stagnalis (great pond snail) is the source of this 348-nucleotide messenger RNA. The record is from the annotation of a GenBank genome assembly. Lineage: Eukaryota; Metazoa; Mollusca; Gastropoda; Lymnaeidae.
AUGUCAACAACUCAGGCUGCUGGGAGUGUCUUAGAAAAUGCAUCCAGUAGAGCAGACACGGGCUUUGAAUGCAAAUCAAGUGUAACGACUAACGAGUUUGAUGGUUUGUUUAUGAUUGACAGCUUCAUGGAAACUCUGAUGGACCACUCACCAUCAGAUAUGCCCCCGUCACAGAUGCCCCUUUCACAGAUGCCCCCGUCACAGCCCUCCAGCGAACAAUUAGAUAAUGUUCAGUACAAGACGAUUCACAUCAGGACAACAACCAACACAAUCAACAGACCAAACUUCGGGGCACCAUCAGGCACCGUCACAGUGUUGGCAGCGCCAUCACACCCCAGCAUGCUGAUG